GACUCUCACAUCGCCCUUCACUCGAUCUGCAGUCGCCGUACAUGCAGACAAGCGGUCAGUGAUGGCUGCGCGGACAUUCCCACCGCUGCUGUUACUGGUGGCGCUCGUGUCGCUUUUCGUAAAUCCCGCGCAGUUGCGACUCUUAAAUCCCGACCCGUUACUGACAUCUGUUCAACAACGAUGGCCACUUCGACCUUUUUCCCUCUCCGACAUUACGCGUGCCCUCGCACCAGCGGCACUCAGACGCAGAAUACAUGGUGGAUUUGCACCGAACACCAGAGAAUUAGAAGCUGACCGGAAAAACUUACUGGGCACUGAUGAGUACGAAGACUUCGAUGAUGAUCCGAUCUACAGGUUUCACGACGCAGACAAACGACAGCAUCCCGACUACGGUCACCUAAGGUUCGGCAAGCGGGCGGAGUUCGGCGACUACGGCCACCUGAGGUUCGGCCGACGCAGCCACUCGAGCCCCGACACGAACGCCGGCACCGCGGCGGGAGUGACAAGUGACGGCGACGGUCAAUAA
Molecule: messenger RNA, 526 nt
Organism: Hyalella azteca
Lineage: Eukaryota; Metazoa; Arthropoda; Malacostraca; Amphipoda; Hyalellidae
Gene: Dsk
Exons: 4
Coding region: 62-526 (154 amino acids)
Source: RefSeq, a predicted model, not a curated record